This is a messenger RNA of Orussus abietinus, 2203 nucleotides long. RefSeq names its product tyrosine aminotransferase (gene Tat). NCBI's taxonomy places the organism in Eukaryota, Metazoa, Arthropoda, Insecta, Hymenoptera, Orussidae. The record is from RefSeq and is a predicted model, not a curated record. Gene Ontology annotation, molecular function: L-tyrosine:2-oxoglutarate transaminase activity; pyridoxal phosphate binding. The transcript is spliced from 11 exons. Gene Ontology annotation, biological process: biosynthetic process; aromatic amino acid metabolic process. The coding region runs from base 246 to 1538 and encodes 430 amino acids.
CGGACCGGUUCGUCCUGAUACCUCCACCGGACGUUCUCCAAGGAUUUCAAAGUGUCUUCCCCGUGCGGGGCUCAGUUAAGCGACCGAAAAACAAGAAGGCGCACCAAAGUCUGCCGCAAGUGUCGGGCUUGCACUUCGGUCGGGAUCAGGAGACAGAGGAGUCGGAAAGCACAGGAAGAACCGGGAAAAAGGGAUCCUGGAGGAGAAGGAGAGGAAGUCCCGCGGGAGAAAGGGAAUCCUCCGACAUGGAAGGGCCUAAAUCGAGAGAUCGAUGGCUGGUUCAGGCAUCCGAGAUCGCAAGGAGGACCCACAAUCCAAUAAGGGCCAUCGUUGACAACAUCGUCGCGGAGCCCAACCCCAACAAGGCCAUGAUCGCCCUCUCCAUCGGCGAUCCCACGACUUUCGGAAACUUGAAGCCUGCAAAGGAAGUCAUCGAGGCCGUCCAGGAGAGCGUUGGAUGUCAGCUGUACAAUGGCUACGCCUCGAGUACAGGUUACCAAAAAGCACGCGAAGCCGUCGCUGAGUACAGCUCCAACGAAUUCGUCAAAGUUGACCCCAAGGAUGUUAUACUUUGCAGCGGUUGUUCCUGUGCCCUGGACCUCUGCAUCACGGCAUUGGCACGCGAAGGACAAAAUAUCCUGAUUCCUCGUCCAGGAUUUUCGAUUUACCGAACUCUCGCAGAGGGUCUUGGAAUCACCGUAAAAUCGUAUAACCUUCGACCAGAGCUGGGCUGGGAAAUCGAUCUGGACGAUCUGGAAGCUCAAAUCGACGAAAGCACCGUCGCCAUCGUCAUAAAUAAUCCUUCGAAUCCUUGCGGAUCUGUCUUCGGAAGGGACCAUCUUCUGGACGUCCUCGAUAUUGCGAGGCGUUACUACGUACCGAUUAUAGGGGACGAGAUAUACGAGCACAUGGUAUUUCCGGGACGAACUUUCCACUCGUUAGCGUCUCUAUCAACCGAAGUUCCUAUCCUCUCGUGCAGUGGACUGACUAAAAGAUUCUUAGUGCCGGGCUGGCGCAUGGGCUGGAUCAUCGUACACGAUCGACAGAAUAUUCUCGACAAGGAGAUUCGGAAAGCUCUUAACUGUCUUAGUCAAAGGAUUAUCGGCAGCAAUACGAUAGUUCAAGGAGCAUUGUCUGCGAUAUUAAAAAAUACGCCGCAAAAGUUCUUCGACGACGUCAUUAGUACGUUAUAUAGACACUCCAAGUUGGCCUACAACUACAUCGUCAAGAUCCCUGGACUGAAGCCAAUAAUGCCUGAUGGAGCCAUGUACAUGAUGGUUUACAUAGAUCUUGACUGUUUCCUGGAGUUCAAAUCCGCUCCUGAGUUCGUGCAGCGUUUACUGGUCGAGGAGUCCAUCUUCUGUUUGCCGGGCGAGUGCUUCGACUACCCGUCGUACAUGCGAUUGGUAAUUACAGUGCCGGAGGACAUGCUAGAGGAAGCCUGCAAAAGGAUCGAAGAGUUCUGCGUCAGACACCAUUGCAAGACCUCGCAGGACAUCCUGAGGAACUCUUUGCAAGGAAUCGCGAUACCAUAUUGAGAGAACGUUUCGAACAGGGUCUAGGCUCAAUUCAAUGCUUAUAGUAAUUUAUGUAUACACGCCCUCGUGAUAUCGCACUUGUACAUACGCAAUGUUUCGGUACCCAAUAAGAGCCUUCUCGCAGUUUUUCCACCCUUUAUCCUGAUGUAAACGAACACCCACGCCGACGUAAUUUCGUAAAACGCGUUACGCCCACGCACAGGUGCUCGCUUUCAAGUAUCCUGAAACCCGACUAAGAGGAAAACGUAAAUAUACCUUCGGUUAUGUACCUCCUGUGCAAGGAAAGUAAUCGCGUCUCCCCUGGAAGUAAUUACCUCAGGACAUUGUUCCUCACUUGAUUAGACUUCGCCCGCUCGUCCGAGAAGCACUUAUAAAAUACGUUAAUUGUUAACUUUUUCCUACUCUUUUUCUAUAUCGGAGUUAUUAUUUUAGGUACGAAUAGUUGCCCUUGUGCAGUACGAGAUGGAUCAAGAGGGAGUAUGAUUAAAAUCCCAUGUAAUGGGGAAAUUAUACAGGGAUAUGCAGAAUUGGGUAUAUAUAAUGUAUAUAUAAUUCAUGAGUAAAUAGGUAAUAUGUGGAUAAAUUAUAUACGUAUAAUGCUGUUUUACGCACAUAUUAUGGGUAUGAAGAUGAAUGGUGAAUACAUUAUAUCAUCUCAAGUUUUA